GUUUGUGUCUUAAAACCCACUUUCUGCCCCCUUCUUUUCUUGCUGUCAUGGAAGAUCAAGCGCAAGAACCCAACCAUCCUCCAACUCAUGCCUCCGAGAGGAACCAGCCCGUGCGCUCUCGGUGGACUCCCAAACCUGAGCAAAUCCUCAUCCUCGAGUCCAUCUUCAACAGCGGCAUGGUCAAUCCAUCCAAAGACGAAACCGUCAGAAUUAGAAGGCUCCUCGAGAAAUUAGGCGCUGUCGGUGACGCCAAUGUCUUCUACUGGUUCCAAAACCGCCGCUCCAGAUCUCGCCGCCUCCAGCGCCAGAUUCAGGCCUCCCUCGUCGGAGACCACGCCGGCGAUCAGCCCCGACCCCACGCCGAUGCUACUGCAAUUCACCACGAGGGUAGCAGUAGUUCCAAUGGGGUCAUGGGGUUUCAGAUGCCUCUUUCCCACUCUUUUUUUCCUCCGUCACUGCCAUCUUCUUGUCUAUGUACUGUUGGUUCUUUUUCUUCCGAUGGAGCUACUUUCCACGAAGGCAUCCAUGGUCUAUGUUCGCGCUCGAGCCCAAUUGUUCUCGAACCUACAGAAUUUAUCACUGUGUUUAUCAAUCGUCUUCCAACGGAUGUUCCGAGGGGUCCACUUGAUAUGACAGCAAUGUUUGGUGAAGAUGUGGUGCUGUUGCAUUCCUCCGGGGUUCCAGUACCUGUCAAUGAAUUUGGCUUUUCAGAUCAGAGUUUGCAGCAUGGUGAAAGCUAUUUUCUGGUUUCAAGAUCCACUUAUCGGACUUAAAGCCGCAUGGACCAGCAAGAACUUUCUUUUUCAAUUUGGACCCUCGGCAGAUCUUAUUCUCAGAACGGGGAAAUUUUGUUUGUGUUAAUGUGGUCUUAAAUUUUCUUUCCCGUUUCUGGUUCUGUUCCCUUUUACGUUUUAAUGGGAGUCAUCAAUUAUAUAGGUGCUGCAAGACCUACAUGCAACCUACCAUAUGAGAGAGAGAGAGAGAGAGAGAAUGUAUCAGCUAUUUUUCAAUAUAAAAGGUCACCGAAAACCAGAGCUACUUUCAGAGUCCAGCACACAUGCUUAAUGGUAAAUGCAUUACUUCUUAAGUUCUUCCAA
Messenger RNA from Malania oleifera, 1097 nucleotides. Its product is annotated as WUSCHEL-related homeobox 6-like. The coding region runs from base 48 to 773 and encodes 241 amino acids. Gene Ontology annotation, biological process: adventitious root development. The transcript has 3 exons. Gene Ontology annotation, molecular function: DNA-binding transcription factor activity; DNA binding. The record is from RefSeq and is a predicted model, not a curated record. Lineage: Eukaryota; Viridiplantae; Streptophyta; Magnoliopsida; Santalales; Ximeniaceae.